AUGCCUAAGAAGAAGACUGGUGCUCGUAAGAAAGCUGAGAACCGUCGUGAACGUGAGAAGCAGAUAAGAGCUUCAAGAGCCAACAUAGAUUUAGCCAAACAUCCUUGCAAUGCUUCAAUGGAAUGUGACAAGUGCCAGCGGCGACAGAAGAAUAGAGCUUUUUGCUACUUCUGUAACUCUGUGCAGAAAUUACCCAUUUGUGCACAAUGUGGUAAAACCAAAUGCAUGAUGAAGUCUUCAGAUUGUGUUAUAAAACAUGCUGGGGUGUACAGUACUGGACUGGCAAUGGUGGGUGCAAUCUGUGAUUUCUGUGAAGCCUGGGUGUGUCAUGGGAGGAAGUGUCUGAGCACGCAUGCCUGCAUCUGCCCUCUUGCAGAUGCAGAAUGUAUUGAGUGUGAAAGAAGUGUCUGGGACCACGGAGGCAGAAUAUUUGCUUGCUCUUUUUGCCACAAUUUCCUCUGUGAAGAUGAUCAGUUUGAACAUCAAGCCAGCUGCCAAGUUCUGGAAGCAGAGACAUUUAAGUGUGUUUCCUGUAAUAGGCUUGGGCAGCAUUCAUGCCUGCGCUGCAAGGCUUGUUUUUGUGAUGAUCAUGUGCGAAGUAAGGUUUUCAAGCAGGAAAAAGGAAAAGAGCCUCCCUGCCCUAAAUGUGGCCAUGAAACUCAGCAGACAAAGGAUCUGAGCAUGUCAACACGUUCUUUGAAGUUUGGCCGACAGACUGGAGGUGAAGAUGGAGAUGGAGCUUCUGGUUAUGAUGCCUACUGGAAGAGUCUGUCCUCCAGCAAGGCUGGAGAUGCAGGUGACCACGAGGAUGAAUGUGAUGCAUAUGAAGCUGAAGAUGAUGACGAAGAUGACAACGAUGAGGGAGGAAAGGAUUCUGACACUGAGACCACAGAUGUAUUCAGCAAUUUGAAUUUAGGAAGGACCUAUGCUAGUGGAUAUGCACACUAUGAGGAACCAGAAGAUUAA
This is a messenger RNA of Indicator indicator, 966 nucleotides long. RefSeq names its product zinc finger protein 330 (gene NOAZFP). Bases 1 to 966 code for a protein of 321 amino acids. The record is from RefSeq and is a predicted model, not a curated record. Gene Ontology annotation, cellular component: nucleus. Gene Ontology annotation, molecular function: zinc ion binding. The transcript has 9 exons. NCBI's taxonomy places the organism in Eukaryota, Metazoa, Chordata, Aves, Piciformes, Indicatoridae.